Prosopis cineraria is the source of this 738-nucleotide messenger RNA. Its product is annotated as trypsin inhibitor DE5 alpha chain-like. The transcript is spliced from 3 exons. Bases 1 to 720 code for a protein of 239 amino acids. Gene Ontology annotation, molecular function: endopeptidase inhibitor activity. The record is from RefSeq and is a predicted model, not a curated record. NCBI's taxonomy places the organism in Eukaryota, Viridiplantae, Streptophyta, Magnoliopsida, Fabales, Fabaceae.
AUGGGUGUUGAUAGAAAUGCUCAACAUGUUGUUUUCCUUCAUGGAACACAAACUACAUGCAAGCGAUCGACAUGGCUUUUUCUCUUAAAACUAGAACAAAAUGGCAACUAUGCUGCGUUUGCAUGCCCUAAGAGCCUCUUCCUUUUUGCCUUCACCACAAGCACUCUUGGCCAUGGUCUUCUUGACAUGGAUGGUGAGCCUAUGAACAAUGGAGGCUUAUACUAUAUAUUUCCAGUUAUAAGAGGAAAGGGCGGUGGCCUUGAGCUUGCCAGAACUGGAAAAGAAUCUUGCCCUCGCACCGUCCUCCAAGCUCCCUCGGAGACCUCUAAAAGCUGGCCAACAAGAUUGGCGUCCCCAGUUCUAAUGCUUACUCUCAACCCAGGAUUUCCUCUAACCAUUAUAUUUCACCAUCAAAAUCCACCCUGUUGCCACCGCCACUCAAGGUUACAGUGGAAGGUUUCGAAAGAAUCUCAGAUAGUGAAGAUUGCAUCCAGAGAAGAAGAACAGAUAUUUGGUCCAUUUCAAAUCCAGCCUCAUAGAGAUGCCUACAAACUUGUUUACUGCGUAAGUCACUCGCGAGAUAAUCAUGGCUGUAAAGAUCUCGGAAUCUCCAUCGACGAUGACGACAACAGGCGUUUGGUUGUGAAAGAUGAUGACCCGUUCAUCGUUCAGUUCAAGAAGGCUGAUCGCAGUGGCGACGAAUUACAUAUGGUCGAAUGAGCAAUUCACGUGAUAUGA